AUGGCACUGAGAGUGACUCCAAAAGUGACGACUGAACAAUUGACGCUGUUGUGGCUGCUGUUUGUAAUAAUCGUAGCCGGCAACACGGCUGUGCUCGCGAACUUACUCCAUGGACACAGAAGGAAAUCCAGGAUGAAUUUUUUCAUCAUACAACUUGCCCUGGCAGAUCUCCUGGUGGGCAUAAUAUCAGUUCUGACUGACAUCAUCUGGCGGUACUCCGUGGCUUGGUACGCGGGAAAUUUUGCCUGCAAGGUCAUACGUUUCGCCCAGGUCGUUGUCACCUACAGCUCGACAUACGUCCUCGUUGCCCUCUCGAUAGACAGAUGCGACGCCAUCAUCCGGCCGAUGAAGUUCUCCAGAGGUUGGUGGAGAGCCAAGGCCUUGGUGAUCGCCGCCUGGGGCAUCUCUGCGUUUUACAGCGUGCCCAUAUUUUUUCUCUACGAGGAGAAAAUGAUCGAGGACAAGCCCCAGUGCUGGAUCGACCUGGGCUCCGAGACGAACUGGCGCAUCUACAUGACGAUAGUGAGCGUGACGUUGUUCGUCGUGCCAACCCUUAUAAUAACCGGCUGCUACGUGGUCAUCAUUUACACGAUCUGGUCGCAGAGUUCGAAGCUGAGGCAGGACGCGACACAGGACACCCGGAGAGCCUCGUCGCGCGGCAUCAUACCAAAGGCCAAAAUCAAAACAGUCAAGAUGACGCUUGUCAUCGUUUUCGUGUUCAUAUUGUGCUGGAGCCCGUACAUUGUGUUCGAUCUCCUACAAGUUUACGGACAAAUACCGAAAUCGCAGACAAAUACUGCGAUCGCCACCUUCAUCCAGAGUCUGGCGCCUCUCAACUCAGCAGCUAACCCAAUCAUUUACUGCCUCUUCAGUGCUCCCUUUUGCAAAACAAUUCGGAACACCCAGGCAUUGUCAUGGUUCUCGCGUUUCUGCUCGAAAAAUCCGCAACGCUGCUUUGGCAUGAACGUCCAGAAUAACAGCACGCGCACCACGACCGUCACUACGUCCCUGACGGCGCAUUCGAGUCGACGUAGCGGACACAUAUCCAUGAUCCAUCAUCCGUCAUCGAGGAAGCGUGUCAUGGUGUCCAUCGUUUAA
This is a messenger RNA of Copidosoma floridanum, 1098 nucleotides long. It is a transcript of the gene CCAP-R, whose product is annotated as Crustacean cardioactive peptide receptor. Gene Ontology annotation, cellular component: plasma membrane. Gene Ontology annotation, biological process: neuropeptide signaling pathway. Gene Ontology annotation, molecular function: neuropeptide receptor activity; vasopressin receptor activity. The record is from RefSeq and is a predicted model, not a curated record. Lineage: Eukaryota; Metazoa; Arthropoda; Insecta; Hymenoptera; Encyrtidae.